Messenger RNA from Mercenaria mercenaria, 1358 nucleotides. RefSeq lists its product as uncharacterized. The coding region runs from base 138 to 1238 and encodes 366 amino acids. Lineage: Eukaryota; Metazoa; Mollusca; Bivalvia; Venerida; Veneridae. The record is from RefSeq and is a predicted model, not a curated record. The transcript has 7 exons.
CUUUUGACGUCGCAGAUGUAUGUCAGUGACGUUCGACGUAAUAAAUUCACUGUGCGGUCGCUAAGCAAUAUAUGGUGACAGACCUUAUAGUGUUUGGAUAUCUUGCAUAAGACUGUUAAUCGACUGGAUUAUUCGAUAUGCAUUCUGGACAGAGUAUUUCCCCAGAAGGGCCUCCCAAACCCUUUGUGAUCGUUAUUUCUGACAGUGAGGAUGAUGACAGCGAUUCCGAAGAUUCUCAUAGUCUUCUGCGAAAAUCAAAAGGCAGCUUGGACCUAGCAAGUUCAAGUAAUACCGCCUUCCCCGCAUCCUCAGAUACCUCUCAGGCGAGUUCAAACAGCACAUCGUUGCGCAUUGCAAACUUGAAGAGCGCAUCUGAAGUGAGACAAGCUGCAGCAGUCGAUACCCCGGCAGCAGCAGUUAUUGACCUCACCUUAGAUGAUACAGACGACAAUACAGCUGGACAAAGUGCUACAAACCAAGUCUUUACUACAAAUAGAUCAUUUGUCUCUACGCCUACACCUUCUUCUUCAAUAUUUUCACCUGACUUUAAGGACUGCAAGAUCUCAACAUUUUCUGCUCCUGUGAUCACAGCUAGAAACAGUUCGACACACAUCGCUUCUCCAGAACCUUCAUUUAAUUCCUCAGACAGAGGCUCUCCUUCGGUGCCAUCACCUUUUCCUCAGUAUGAUAGAGGAGAUGGUGCCUACAAAAAGUCCACCGUCUUGAAUACAUCGCCAAGUGUUUAUUCUGCGAUGGAUACAAACGAUGACUGUGCGACUGUGAUGUUAGGGUUACCUCUCAUGAAGGAUGCAAGAGGUCGACCACACUCUCCCAUGGAUACUGUUGAAAUUACUGAGCCAAUGGAGAUUGGAUAUGACGCCCAUGGUAUAGGAUUUGGCUAUACAAUGUUGUCUGGAUGUGGCGACACAAUGCUGACUGGAUUUUGCGAUACAAUGCUGACUGGAUCUGGCGAUACAAUGUUAACUGGCAGGCGUUCUAACUGCCCUUUCGCCGGAUUUGGCAGCCAAAGAGCACGUGACGAAGAAAAGAUGGAUAUUGACAACGAUGGAGGAGUAUUGCCAGUGUUGUUGGUAGCAGACGACAUUUUUAAGGGAGUGCCAAAGAAUAAAGUUACAAGUGUAAGAAAUGCAAAGGGUAAUUGUAGAAAGCGGAGAAGACUUGACCAGAGAGAUGUCGAAAAGAAAGUACAGCAAAACAAAAGAAGAAGAAUAUAUUAAAUUUGAAAUCUUUUUAAUCCUGAUAUUGUUAUGUUUGAGUAAUUUCUUUUGUUAUCUUUUGAUAAAACAAAUGCUUUUAAAAAGGAAAAUUGUUUGUAUUAUCUUUAUUUGACAGGAUGU